UGUCAAUACUCCAGGUCGCACCGCUUCCAAGAGGCUCUUCACUUUACAGGUCGAUUGCAAUAUGACCGAACAGGAACAAAACAAGACAGAUGAUUCCACAAAGUCCGGAAGCGCAUCCACUGCUCCGACGCCCCCCAUUACUAACAGUACGCUGAAAACGACCAACGCCGAUGUGGGAGUGGUAGUUCGGCGCCGACGUCGUCGGGUUGUGGCAGAGGAAGAAGGACCGGCGGUCGAUCCAAUUUUGUUGCAAAAAGUGCUCACCGAGUCAAGCUUACCGUCGGCCUACACGUUUGAAGUUACGAAGAGCGUGAAAAGGAUCCUGAAACUCCAAGCAACACAUGUGGCUUUGCAAAUGCCCGAAGGUCUCUUGUUGUACGCGACUGUGCUCGCGGAUGUUUUCCAACGGCUGGCAUCUUGUCUUCAGCAAGUAUCGAUCUUGGGUGAUGUCACCUACGGGGCCUGUUGCGUUGACGAUCUUGGUGCACAAGCCCUGGGUGCCGAACUCUUGAUUCACUACGGACACUCCUGUCUGGUUCCGCUUCAACAUACCGUUGUGCCGUGCCUGUACGUCUUUGUGGAAAUUCACGUGGACGUGCCGCAUUUGGUGGACUGUCUAGAUAUUACUUUGAGACCGCAAAGUCCGAAACCGCGUGUGUAUUUGCUGGGGACGGUGCAGUUUCGCCACGCUUUUGUACAAGCAACGCAGCUUUUGAAGGAAAAGGGAUACGAGGAAGUUUCUAUCCCCCAGGCCAAGCCUCUUUCGCCGGGCGAAGUUUUGGGCUGCACCAGUCCAGAAUUGGUAAACGAUGGAGUGCGAUCGAUUGUUUGUUUUGUCGCCGAUGGUCGCUUUCAUUUGGAAGCGACCUUGAUUUCGAAUCCACACGUCGAUCUAUUCUAUCGCUAUGACCCCUAUUCGAAAACGCUUACGGAAGAAGCCUACGAUCACGACCAAAUGAAGUCCAUCCGCUCAUCCGCAAUUGCCACGUCGCGAGGAGCUCAAGUCUAUGGCAUCGUACUGGGCACUCUGGGUCGUCAGGGUAAUCCAGCUAUUGUUCACCGCAUUCGGGAGUCACUCCGGGCACAUGGUAAACGACAUUUUCUCAUGCUGUUGUCAGAAAUCACACCAGCCAAGCUGCAGCUGUUCGACGGCAAGAUCGACGCGUGGGUACAAGUGGCAUGCCCUAGACUUUCCGUUGACUGGGGACAUUUCUUGUCGAAAAAGCCUGUUCUAAGUCCUUACGAACUUUUUGUUAGCUUGGAGGAAACUGACUGGCGAGACAAUUAUCCGAUGGACUACUACGCACACGCCGGAGGCCCGUGGACGAACUACUUUGAAGAAAACAAGCAACGCCAGUUACCGUGA
Molecule: messenger RNA, 1366 nt
Organism: Phaeodactylum tricornutum CCAP 1055/1
Lineage: Eukaryota; Bacillariophyta; Bacillariophyceae; Surirellales; Neidiaceae
Exons: 1
Coding region: 62-1366 (434 amino acids)
Biological process (GO): protein histidyl modification to diphthamide
Molecular function (GO): 2-(3-amino-3-carboxypropyl)histidine synthase activity
Source: RefSeq, a predicted model, not a curated record